Owenia fusiformis is the source of this 990-nucleotide messenger RNA. The record is from the annotation of a GenBank genome assembly. Lineage: Eukaryota; Metazoa; Annelida; Polychaeta; Sabellida; Oweniidae.
CGACAAUGAUGACCGUGUUCAUGUUGCUGAUUCUGAACCAAUAGAUGAUUUAGGCGAUUUAGAGCCAUUACAACAAUGCUUUACCAAGAGCCAUUUAAACAACAUCAUACAUAAAAGUGACAUUCUUAUAGAGAACAAUCAUGUACAAGAAUUUCCACCCAAUUCCUAUGUUGUAAAAAGUGAGACUGUUGGUGUGCACUUCAUAGAAAGGUGCAAAGAUUCAUUUAAAUGCCCCUGCCAAUCAUUUUCAAAUAGAAAAUUUUGUGCACACGUCCUUGCAGUGGCUCGGACAAACAACAUGGUCACAAGUCAAGUACGCAAGUGUUUAUACUUCACACCAAAUCUCUCAAAAUUAGACGAAGUAAAAACGCAAAAUCGCAUGGGAGGGAAAUCCAUUAAAAAACAAUACAAAAAAAUAAUACCAUUCUCCCCGGAAAAGCCUAUUGUAGAAACUGAAAGUCAAAGUCAAUCAAGUCAAAAGUAGUCAGCAUGUGAGAAACCUCUGCAGCGAGAGGGGAAAACCGUGGCGACUGUCAAAUGAGCCAUGGUUUGCUCUAAAGAGGGUGGAUACCAGAGCAAGAAAGUGUGCAGGUUGCAAAUCACCAUUUAGCUCAGAAUAUAUCAUUUUAAAGCACAAGGAAAAAGAUUUUCUUGCUGGCACUGAUAUCGUUACCCCCCUAGCAGGUAACAGGUAUUAUCAUUUAAACCAAAUAUGUGUUCAACUAAGACACGGGAACUAUUACGCCAUUGAACAAUUAAUGUCUGAAAACUUGUCCGAGAAGGAGGUUGAGAAUGCAAAAAGCAAAAUGUGCUAGAUAUUGACCAGUGAACCAGCUGUUAAAUGCGUAACAUAUAAAUCUUAUCUUGAAACGUCAAUUGAACAGUUGCAAUAAUCUACCGAAUCACGUGGGUAGCCCAUUGUCUGAUUGUGUUUUCCUUACUUUUAAAAUUAGUAAACAGUGUACUUUAGCGUUUGAAAGUCAAUAAUAC